AUGUCCACAGGUGAAUACAAUUUGCCUUUGAGCAACAUGGAGCUCUGCAAGUCGGUGCCUUUACCUGUUGGAAAUACGCCAACAACGAUGGCGGAAUUCAAAGCCAACGUCGAAGAAGAGCCCCUUCAGAAGGAAAAUCCGUACCGGUAUGUCAUGUUCCCGAUUCAGUACCAUGACAUCUGGCGAAAGUACAAGGAGCAGGAGAGCUGUAUUUGGACGGUGGAAGAGAUCGACCUGGGCAGCGAUAUGGUGGACUGGGUGAAGCUGAACGAUGGGGAGCGACAUUUCAUCAAGCACGUGCUUGCGUUCUUCGCGGGAAGCGACGGCAUCGUCAUCGAGAACCUCGCGCAGCGCUUCAUGACGGACGUGAAAAUACCAGAGGCGCGUGCGUUCUACGGGUUUCAGCUGAUGAUGGAGAAUAUUCACUCAGAGACGUACUCGGUGCUGCUGGACACGUACAUUAUGGAUCAGGAUGAGAAGUUACGUUUGCUGCACGCGAUUCAGACGAUUCCGUGUAUCCAAAAUAAGGCCGAGUGGGCUGUACGAUGGAUUGGGAGCGAGAGCAGUUUCCAGGAGCGCCUGAUCGCGUUUGCAGCUGUGGAGGGUAUCUUCUUUUCAGGGUCAUUUUGUGCACUGUUCUGGCUCAAAAAGCGCGGCGUGAUGCCUGGGCUAACCUUCAGCAACGAACUGAUCUCGCGCGAUGAGGGGUUGCACACGGACUUUGCGUGUUUGUUGUACUCUCACCACAUCAAGAACAAACUACCUCGGUCGCGUGUGCUGGAGAUCAUCACGAAUGCGGUGGACAUCGAGCACGAGUUUAUUUGCGAUGCGUUGCCUGUACGUUUGAUUGGGAUGAACUCCGAGUUGAUGGGACAGUACAUCGAGUUUGUUGCGGACCGUCUUCUCAUUGCGCUUGGUGAAGAAAAGCAUUACAACGCUACAAAUCCGUUCGACUUCAUGGAGAUGAUCUCGCUUCAAGGAAAGACUAACUUCUUCGAGAAGAGGGUUGGCGAGUAUCAGAAAGCUGGUGUGAUGAGCACGGAGGGGACCGUGAAGAAGUUCUCGCUUGACGAGGACUUCUAG
Phytomonas sp. Hart1 is the source of this 1083-nucleotide messenger RNA. NCBI's taxonomy places the organism in Eukaryota, Euglenozoa, Kinetoplastea, Trypanosomatida, Trypanosomatidae. The record is from the annotation of a GenBank genome assembly.